UAAAAAAAAAUGCAAAAAUCAAAUUUAGUCAUAAUGCCAAAAUGCAUUCUGCGACAUGUCUUUGCUACAAAAAAAACCCAAUACGUGUAAAUUAAUUGCUACAAAUAUUGUAUGAUAAGCAUGCAAUUGCAAUACCUGUUGGACCAGGGGAGGACUGACCAUUUGGAAACUUGGGCAGUGACCGAGGGCCCGGGGUCAGUAGGGGGCCCCAUGAGAUGCCCCUGGUACCUUUUUCAUAGGCUUUUUUGAGUUUGGGCAAGGACACAGGGGCCCCAUGAUCCCAUAUUGCCCGGGGGCCCCAU
Molecule: messenger RNA, 302 nt
Organism: Staurois parvus
Lineage: Eukaryota; Metazoa; Chordata; Amphibia; Anura; Ranidae
Source: the annotation of a GenBank genome assembly